Molecule: messenger RNA, 647 nt
Organism: Scatophagus argus
Lineage: Eukaryota; Metazoa; Chordata; Actinopteri; Scatophagidae
Gene: lsm8
Product: LSM8 homolog, U6 small nuclear RNA associated
Exons: 4
Coding region: 210-500 (96 amino acids)
Biological process (GO): mRNA splicing, via spliceosome
Cellular component (GO): U6 snRNP; U4/U6 x U5 tri-snRNP complex; precatalytic spliceosome
Molecular function (GO): RNA binding
Source: RefSeq, a predicted model, not a curated record
UCGUUCCGGACGUUUCGGUGCUCUCCUUGCCUGCUCGCCCUGUGAAUCGGUGGUGGAUUAGUUCGGUCUGUUCUCCGGUGUGUUGUCGCUGUUAGCACCUUGGUGCUGUUUUUCUUUGACGAUUCUGCGCCGUUUCAUCGCCUACCAGCCAGUGGAAACAUUAAUCGACCUUUCUGCUGGAUAAAUAAACGUCGAGCCCAGCAGGAAGCAUGUCUACUGCCUUGGAGAGCUACAUCAACCGUACUGUGGCCAUCGUCACCUCAGACGGCAGGAUGAUUGUGGGCACUCUGAAGGGCUUCGAUCAGACCAUCAACCUCAUCCUGGAUGAGAGUCAUGAGCGGGUGUUCAGCUCCAGUCAGGGGGUGGAGCAGGUGGUGCUGGGACUGUACAUCGUCAGAGGAGACAACGUGGCGGUGAUCGGGGAGAUUGACGAGGAGACAGACUCCACACUGGAUUUAGGAAACAUCAGAGCUGAGCCGCUCAACUCUGUUGUCCACUGAUGACCCCACACACACACACACACACACACACACACACACACACACACACACACAAUCUCUCUUGUCUCCUUGGCAACAAAUGGCUGUGUGAUUUAUUUUUGUUUGUAUUUUUUUAUAAAUAAAGAAUUCCUAGAGAUGUUAGAUGAA